Molecule: messenger RNA, 740 nt
Organism: Olea europaea var. sylvestris
Lineage: Eukaryota; Viridiplantae; Streptophyta; Magnoliopsida; Lamiales; Oleaceae
Product: probable protein phosphatase 2C 58
Exons: 3
Coding region: 55-633 (192 amino acids)
Biological process (GO): protein dephosphorylation
Cellular component (GO): cytosol; nucleus
Molecular function (GO): protein serine/threonine phosphatase activity
Source: RefSeq, a predicted model, not a curated record
GGCUGUGUUUUCUUAGUGUGUAGAUAGCAUACGUAAUGAGAAAUUCUUCACAAGAUGAAGGAAAAAGCAUGUUUUUCCACUCCAGUCACGCCUGAAGCAGGAAAAGGCAAAAGUAAAUUCUCAAAGAACAUUACUCAUGGCUUCUAUCUUGAGAAAGGAAAAUCAAAUCAUGCUAUGGAAGAUUGUUUAGUUUCAGAAUUCAAGAAAUUAGACGACCAUGAGUUGGGUUUAUUUGCUAUCUUUGAUGGGCAUAUGGGGCGUGAUGUUGCAAAAUACUUGCAAGGGAACCUCUUCAACAAUAUUCUGAAGCAGCAUGACUUUUGGACUGACACAGAGAAGGCACUAAGGAGAGCUUAUAAGACAACAGAUAAUGAAAUAUUAGAGCAAUCAUUUCACUUGGGGAAAGGAGGGUCGACUGCUGUUACUGCAGUAUUGAUGGAUGGGCACAAGUUGGUAGUUGCAAACGUGGGGGACUCUCGGGCCAUCAUAUGUAAGAAGGGUGUUGCAUAUCAAAUAUCAGUUGACCAUGAACCAGGCAAAGAAAAGUCGACGAUUGAGAAAAAGGGUGGCUUUGUAUCAAACAUUCCAGGUAUUCGAAAUACUGGUUGUGAAAGUUGGAUGGUAUUGACUUGACAUAAUUAAUGGUGAUCUCUAAUGCUUAGACUCUUCGAAAUAGUCGGAGUACUGGUGUCGGACACGACACAUGGGUAUGGAAUAUAUGUUGGAUCCUCGAAAUUUCA